AUGAGCCAGGCUACUUUCAACAUUCAACCGGUGAACCGCUUCGGCGGGCAGGGCACUACAAUUCGGCGGCCCAGGGAAGUAACAUGUUUCUCAUAUGACCGUGAUCGUCAAUUCAUGUUGGGAGAUAGUUCUCUGGCCUAUUAUUACCCGCCAAGUCUUCCAGCAGAUCUGAAUAUCGGCUUUGAGACCUUUCAAAAGCUCAACGAUGCUGCGGAUGAGCAUCUGGAUGCUUUACUCGAUACUAUCGUUGCUCUCGAGAGGGAUACGGAAAAGAAAUGCGAAACUGAUAUCAUUACCUGGCGAGGGAUGAUGACGAAGAUGGGUAUGUUAUGCAAUUUACGGGAACCGUUCUUUACUCACAUAGUCCAUUUCAUAUCUAGUUUUGAGAUGAACGCGACAUGUUUCCAGGGUACAAUGUACGAUAUUCUUCCCCUUCCAGGGUUUCUAAGUUACUUUGCUGAUAAAAGAAGAUUCAUCGAAGAGAAUAAUUCAUACAAAAACGAGCAGAAAGAGAAACAGAAAGCUCAAAGGAUGCCCCCGGGAAUGGCAUCUCAAGAACGCAUGAUGUACUGGGGUUACAAGUUUGAAGUUCUUUCUGUUUUACACAAGCCUUGGGAUCCUACGACACGUGCCGAGAUCGAAGGUCGUCAGGAUGAAGUUGUGAACAAUAGUGCACAAUAUUGCUCUGUGGUUAAGACGGGUAUGGGAAAUGUACGCAUGAUUCUUGGGGGUGAAGUUGAUGCCGUGUGGGAUUGCAAACCGGAAAGGAAAGAAGACCCAAUCCACUGGGUUGAACUGAAGACGUCGGCGGAAAUUCGCAAUGAUCGCGACAUGCUGAAGUAUGAGCGAAAGUUACUGAAGUUCUGGGCACAGUCUUUCUUGCUCGGAGUGCCGACGAUCAUUGUUGGUUUUCGCGAUCAGGAUGGUAUUGUUCGUCGUCUGGAAGAACUUGAUACGGCCAGUAUCCCGGGUAAAGUCAAGAAGCUUGGACGAGGAUCUUGGGAUGGUAAUAUCUGUAUCAAUUUUGCUGCACAAUUCCUUGAAUGGUUGAAACACACCAUUCAGCAGGACGGGACUUGGAGAAUACGGAAGCAAGAGAAAUCAUCGGUCAUCGAGGUGUUCAAGGUUGAAGAGUCAGGUCAUGGCGAUAUUCUCUCCCCUGCAUUCAGAGACUGGCGGUCACAAGCUCAGGCUUAA
This is a messenger RNA of Penicillium waksmanii, 1197 nucleotides long. Its product is annotated as DXO/RAI1 family decapping nuclease. NCBI's taxonomy places the organism in Eukaryota, Fungi, Ascomycota, Eurotiomycetes, Eurotiales, Aspergillaceae. The transcript is spliced from 7 exons. The record is from RefSeq and is a predicted model, not a curated record. Gene Ontology annotation, molecular function: mRNA 5'-diphosphatase activity. Gene Ontology annotation, cellular component: cytosol; nucleus. Bases 1 to 1197 code for a protein of 398 amino acids. Gene Ontology annotation, biological process: NAD-cap decapping; nuclear-transcribed mRNA catabolic process.